Esox lucius (northern pike) is the source of this 1550-nucleotide messenger RNA. It is a transcript of the gene zdhhc24, whose product is annotated as zinc finger DHHC-type containing 24. Gene Ontology annotation, biological process: peptidyl-L-cysteine S-palmitoylation; protein targeting to membrane. Gene Ontology annotation, molecular function: protein-cysteine S-palmitoyltransferase activity. The record is from RefSeq and is a predicted model, not a curated record. Lineage: Eukaryota; Metazoa; Chordata; Actinopteri; Esociformes; Esocidae. The transcript has 3 exons. Gene Ontology annotation, cellular component: Golgi apparatus; endoplasmic reticulum. The coding region runs from base 269 to 1162 and encodes 297 amino acids.
CUGUCUUCACUGCAGGUCUGCAUUUCCACAUUGAGGGUGUUAAUUAAUCUAGAUACAUUCCGAGCUUUGAAAAAGUCCAGUGAGGUUUAGUUAGUUUACAAUGUGGGCAAAACGAGUACGAAUCGUCCGUAAUGAAAUCACUAACCUUAGCAUAAUACUCUUCAUACGUGUUCGUCUGUGAAAAACGUCAAAUAUUGAUAUCUUAAAAUCACUACAGGGCGGCAACAAGGAAGCAGAGGACACUUCCCAAGUCCCCCCACAAGACACCAUGGCCUGUCUUAGUUUCGCAGGUCAGGUGUGGAAUCGCGUGGAGAAGACGUGUCACCACCUGCCCAUUGUUCUGAACACCGUGCUUGUGUUUUCCAUCACGGCAGAAGUAAGCUACCUGGUGUUGGACGAAGCGCCGCUCCAACUGGACCAGAAGAAGACCCAGUGGUCUACUGUGUGGAAGACCGUGCACCUCCUCGCGCAGUACUUCAUGUUGGGCAACAUCACAUGGAACGCUUCGCUGUUUCUGAAAACGAAUCCCUCGAUCCGUGGAGUGUUUCUGGGUUCAGAAGCCAUGGCGCAAGGCUGGAGGUACUGCUACACAUGCGAGACCUACACCCCUCCGCGGUGCUCCCACUGCUACGACUGCAAAGUGUGUGUUCUGAGACGAGAUCACCACUGUGUGUUCUUCGGCCAGUGUGUCGGUCACCGCAACUACCGCUACUUCAUCAGCUGCCUGCUGUUCAUGUGGAGCGGCCUGCUGUAUGCUGUGGUGAUGAAUGCUGAGGUGUUCAUCAUUAUUCUGAAGGAGGGCGUUACAUUACACAGCAUCCUGCUCCUACUCAUGCCCUGGAUCAUGCUUGUCUCAGGUCAGGUGACAGCGCGGGCCUUUGCCUUUGCGUUCAUUGCCGACACCUGCGUGUUGGGCUUCUUGCUGGUGGCAGCCUUCCUCUUCUUCCACCUCUUCCUCCUGCUGCGAGGCCAGACCACCAGAGAGUGGUACUCCAUCCGCAGGCCCUACAACCUGGGUGUCCUGGGCAACUUGCGGCACGGCCUGGGUGCCCGCUGGUACGUCUGCUGGCUCUGCCCCCUCAUCCCAUCCCCGCUGCCUGGGGACGGCAUCCACUUCCAAGUCACUGGAUCGCUUGAGCCAGAGCCCAACCGGUCACGGUAAUCCCAGUGACACCGGGUUUGCUCUAGCCGUGCGGGAGGGUAACAGCAGCUGGCAGGGCAUCGCACUGAACGGAUGAUCGGGGAGGAGACCUGCAGGGGGAGGUGGACUGAACUGUAAACGUGCCUCUUCUCCACUAUCCAGCUCCUCACCCAUGCUUGGUAAUUGACUGAGUGAAGCUGCUGUUGUAACUGAAGGUCGCUCUUUAGUACUUUUAAACCUAUCCUGUGCCAUGCAGCUAGAUAACGAAGGCUUUUAUUGUCUUAACUCCCCUGGGAAGGUACAAGACAGGAUCAUUCUAAUUAUCAUGACGUCAUGGGACAUGCAGACCACUGACAUGUGAGAGCUCUAAACAUUUUGAUGAAUUGUGAAAUAAAGUUUUUUGCUGAUA